Molecule: messenger RNA, 3312 nt
Organism: Daldinia childiae
Lineage: Eukaryota; Fungi; Ascomycota; Sordariomycetes; Xylariales; Hypoxylaceae
Product: Ubiquitin-protein ligase E3A
Exons: 4
Coding region: 1-3312 (1103 amino acids)
Molecular function (GO): ubiquitin-protein transferase activity
Source: RefSeq, a predicted model, not a curated record
AUGACGCGGGAAGUAAAUCGGCCAGCGGACGAUGGUCCUGGCCACAAUGUCUUCGAGGUUGAUAUCAUAGCUGCUCUUUGGGAACAAGUCCCCUUUCCGCGGUUACCCGCAGAUGCGCCAUCCGAGAUCAAAGAACUCGUUAUCAAUGUAGAGAAUCCUAAGAGGGUUUACGCUAUCUAUCGCGCCAGUCGUCGUCAUGAUCUCCAGUUACUAGUCGAGAAGUUCAUAGCCCAACUGCGUUACGGAUGCGGCUUCAGUGCCUGUACUACCCCAUCAUGUUUUAGUUGCCGAAAACGACUGGCUGGUAAAGCCCCGAUUCGCCGAUAUAAUCCUACCAGUGCAAGGACUCUAGCCAUAUUCAUGGCAAGCCAGGAUGAUGCCGAUAGUCGACUCUGCCCUCAUUUACAUCCCCCAACCGGUCCUAGCGAUGCUAUAAAACCACUCAUAUUUGGCCUAAAGCGUGCGGCAUCUUCUAACGAUGCAAGCGGCCCGGCUUACACGGGCCUAGGGCCCAAGCUCAAAUCUACCAAGGGAGCUCCAGGCCGAGUAGCGUUGAAAAGGGGACAAUCGCCGAUAGCAAGUUCCUCGCCAUCUGCACAGAUGAAUUGGAAGGAGACUAGCCAGUACCUUAAUAGGCCUCCCGAAGUUGAAGCAACAAAGACCGAGCCAUCGUCACAACUGAAUGGUAUGGAUGGAAUACAUAUUACUGAAAAGUCGAUCAGCAAAGAUUACCGCUCAUUCGCUGCCAAUGUGUUUGGAUCUGUCGCGUUUAAGAUGUUGGAGUGGUUGACACCGAAUAAUAUAGAAAACGCUCUGGAAACUACUGGCAAGACAGAUCCAACGUCUGAGCUGGAUUGCUACUUACCACAAUCGCUAUCACGCUUCAACGUACAAGCAAUCAAUUUCAUAUGCGACGUUUUACAAGAAGAUACUACCUCUGAGAGGCAUCUCCUAGAGCCACCAACCAUUGAUGAAUCUACUAGACGGUCGUCAAAUCGGCUCAAGCCUUGGAAGAGGAAAAGGAAAUCCCAAGCCUCUUAUCCGCAAGAUCUCAAGUUACAAUGGAAGCUGUUUGUUGAACAGAGUAUAUUUCAUGUCCUGAGUGACCCUCAGGCCGUAUUGGACUCGUUCACCAGCGCCAAUGGAACUAUUGACUCACAAACACUAUGGUACUGCAUGUUGCGCUUGACAAGAGUAGCACCCAACCUCGUCUUCGACAGCCUCUGGACUGCCCUGGCGGCUCUCUUUGCGCCGCCGAAGACCUUACAAUCUAUGAGAUCGCCGACUUCAAAGAUGUUCCUUGGCGUUAAAAAGUCAUUUACUAACGUGGAGGCUGCAUCGCUCAUGUCUGUAUGCUUUCACGCUCUGGUCGCUGCGGCACCAUUAGUAAACGAUUCGAGACAAUUAAAUGACAUGUCCCGUAUUAGAGCCCACGGACUAUCGCUCGCUGGUGGCGGUACAGUUGCGAGGCAGCCAUCUUCUUUAUGUUUACAAUAUGAAGACGCCUUCACAGAUAGCAUGGCUCUUCGGUUAGCAAGGAGGUUACUUAGGGUGAUCCCGACACGCCGAUACUUCGACGAGUUGAUUGAACUAGACUUAGAUAAGGAGGAUGGAGUUAAAGAACCCGAUGUCGUUGAGUUAUUAUUAUUGCACCUCGAGUCUUCUACCCAGUCAACGUUACAUUUUUCAAAAGCUGAGCGAAGCAUGCACGAAAAACGAGUUCCGGUUUUGCUUUUGGAUUGGGCAAGAGCCGUGAUGCUUCAUGAAUGGGAGGGCAAGCCAGAUAUUUCUGGGGAUGGCCCCUUUGGUGGUGCCCUCUCGCUGAUGACAGCUAUGUAUCAGAAGCGCCAAUCUCUCCUCCUAGGUGAUGUACAUUUCCGCGCCGAAUAUUUUGGCGAUCGUCUCGAUCCUAUUCAGAUGCCGGUUUCAUGGCUAUCCUUUACCUCGACUAGGCAAAAGGUUCAUAUAUUGGAUUAUCCGUAUAUUUUCAAUCCUACGUCGUUGGUUUCAUACUUCAGGGCUAUUAACUUCUCGCGGAUGAGUCGUUCCUACGAAGAGUCCACUUCGUUGCAAAAUCGAAUCAAUGCCAUCAUUGCCCCUGACAGCCUCGUCACAGAGUCGCACCAAAAGAACGUACUCCAAGAUCUGUUGAAGAUCCCAUCAUCCAAAUAUCUAAUCCUUGAUAUCAGCCGUAAAAACGUGCUCAGAGAUGCUUUCGACCAACUCUGGCGACGGCAAGAGCGCGAACUAAUGAGGCCAUUAAAGGUUCAUCUCGGAGAAGACAGUGGAGAAGAAGGGUUCGACUCUGGUGGUGUACAACAGGAAUUCUUUCGUCUCGCCAUUGCCGAGGCUUUAGAUCCUACUUACGGCGCCUUCGUCAUCGACGAUAGGACACGAAUGACGUGGUUCCAGCCCGGUUCUGCCCAACCGGAGUGGAAAUUCGAACUAAUCGGACUGCUUAUGUCGCUAGCCGUUUAUAACGGACUAACUCUUCCAAUAACGUUCCCAAAAGCCCUAUACCGCAAGCUUCUAGGUGAGCCUGUCACAGAGCUACACCAUAUCGCUGAUGGGUGGCCGGACCUCGCCAAUGGAUUAACCAACAUUCUUGAAUGGAAUGAGAAGGAUGGCUCUAUAGAGGAUGUCUUCGUUCUGACUUACGAAUUUUCCACGUCCAUGUUUGGCCAGCCCGUCUCACGCGAAAUGGAGUCGUCGAAUUCGAUAUCCUGGCCACAAUUCUCCAGUCAUCCAGAAUCUACUCCCCUCUCGGCAUCUAACCCGAGCGAUGCACCGCUAGUUACAGGCGAUAAUCGUAACGCUUAUGUGAGCGACUACAUCCGAUACCUAACCGACGUCUCGGUCGCUCCUCAAUUCAACGCCUUUGCCCGUGGUUUCCGAGCUUGUCUACAUCCAAAGUCCCUACAACUCUUAACGCCAUCACUAUUACAAAAUCUCGCAGAAGGUACACAAGAGAUCGACGUCGGGGAGCUUCGCCGCGCGGCACGAUACGUUGGCUGGGACGCAUCGCAUCGUACCGUGCGCGACUUCUGGUCCAUUAUUAAGAGAUACGACAGCCGGAUGCGCCGCAAGCUGCUCGAGUUUGUCACUGCUAGUGACCGCGUGCCCGUCGGCGGUAUGGCCAACAUCCAGUUCGUAGUCCAGAAGAACGGCGAGGAGGAAGGCGAGGGCGGCCACCUACCCACCGCAUAUACGUGCUACGGUACCCUUUUGCUCCCAGAGUACCGUGACAAAGAGGUGCUCCGAGAACGUCUAUCCAUGGCGCUUGAGAACGCUCAAGGGUUCGGAUUCGCGUAA